This is a messenger RNA of Cololabis saira (Pacific saury), 926 nucleotides long. RefSeq names its product tescalcin a (gene tesca). The record is from RefSeq and is a predicted model, not a curated record. Gene Ontology annotation, molecular function: calcium ion binding. NCBI's taxonomy places the organism in Eukaryota, Metazoa, Chordata, Actinopteri, Beloniformes, Belonidae. The transcript is spliced from 9 exons. Bases 37 to 699 code for a protein of 220 amino acids.
GGAGAAGCAGCGAGACCUGGACGAGCCGCGGCCGGGAUGGGAGCCUCACAGACCCGCCACGCCAGCCAGUACCAGGACCUGGCCACCGAAACGGGCUUUUCACUGGAGCAGAUCAAGAACCUUCACAAACGGUUUCUGCAGCUGAGUGAAAAUGAAGAUACAAUAAGCAGAGACAGUUUGAACAGCCUCCCGGCGCUGGCCAACAACCCCAUCAGGAAGCAGAUAGUGGAGGCCUUCUUUGAUAAAAGAAACCAGCAGGGGAAUGAGCUGGGCUCCAAUGAGGAGAUUAGCUUCCAGCAGUUCCUCUUGGUCAUGUCCCACUUCCGCCCCCCGACUUUGAAAACCACGGAGGAGGAGAAGGAGGCCAUGAGAAGAAAGAAAAUCCGCUUUUUGUUCAACAUGCACGACACAGACGGUGACGGCAUCAUCACUCUGACCGAGUACCGGAAGGCAGUGGAGGAGCUCCUGUCGAAGGCGAGCACCAUCGGUCAGGAGGCUGGCAGGGCGAUCGCCGACGCCGCCAUGUUGGAGGUGGCGAGCAUCAACGUGCCGCACAUGGGCCCCGAUGAUUUCUACGAGGGAAUCACGUUUGAGCAUUUUGAGCAGAUUUUAAAACGCCUGGAGCUGGAGUCCCGGAUGCACAUCCGAUUCCUGGACAUGGACGCCCCGACGAUGCGCUGUGGGAGGGCCGCCACCUGAAGGAUCGUCUUUGUUGGGUUGUUCUGCUGCUGUUUGGGUUUUUUCUAGCAAAAGAUUUUCCGUCCUUAAAAGGGACAAAGACAAACACUUUGAUACCUACUAAUAUAUUUUUAAACACUGAAAUCAUUUGUAAAAUAAUGUAACUACUGUUUUGUUUUGAGAAAACUAAUUCUAAUGAUUGUAAGCUAAUUUUGAAGUUUAGUGUUUUGACUAAAUCAUGAAAGCUG